AUGACUUGGAGUUUGGAAACUACACCUUCAACAACUUUUCUUUUUUUUUUGUUCCUGCAAAUAUAUAUAUGGCAACUUGUCCGCAGGUACACUGCUGGCCUGGUUCCUCGAUCUGUUUAUACAUCCGGUAAAUCUUCAUCUGCUGCAGGAUUAACAGCAACUGUUGCCAAGGAGCCAGAAACUGGCGAGUUCUGUAUUGAGGCCGGUGCACUAAUGCUUGCCGAUAAUGGAAUAUGUUGCAUUGAUGAAUUUGAUAAAAUGGACAUCAGGGACCAGGUUGCCAUACAUGAAGCAAUGGAACAACAAACAAUAAGCAUUACAAAAGCAGGCAUUCAAGCAACAUUGAAUGCCAGAACAUCCAUUCUUGCUGCAGCAAAUCCUACUGGUGGACGUUACGACAAGUCAAAGCCUUUGAAGUAUAACGUGGCUUUACCUCCAGCUAUUCUUUCGAGAUUUGAUUUAGUAUAUGUUAUGAUCGAUGAACCGGACGAGAACACCGACUACCGUAUCGCCCAUCAUAUUGUGAGAGUGCAUCAGAAACACGAAGAAGCAUUAUCCCCUUCUUUCACCAACGCGGAAUUGAGACGCUAUUUAGCUUAUGCGAAGUCAUUAAAACCUCAGGUUACCGCUCUAGAAGUACAAGAAUCGUUUAUUGAGUUCAACUUGAACUACCCCCAAGAUUUCCCUUCUUGCAUGAAGACAAAGAUCGCUGUCUCCCCAACAUCUAUUAAGUUUGUCGUUCCUGUGCUCGUUCGCUCGAGAGUGGUUACAACGACUACCACAGGAUUCACUGUUAUCAUGUCUACCGUACCGUUUGUCAAGGGAAUGGUAAAGGAAGUUAUGAUUAUAGAAAAUUUGGUUGACAAAUUUACUGCCCCGUUGUCAGUAUUUGAGAUUGGCUACAGUUUAAAGACUGUGUUGGUAACCAGGUCACAAAGAAGAAGCUGUAGCCAAAGAAUUCAUAGGGCCACCAAGGCCCAGAUUACAGAAACAAGAUCUGUUGACGAGAUUCCUCACCAAGAAGAACUCAAAUUGCCUAAGACCUCUUCUCUCCUUUGA
Messenger RNA from Phalaenopsis equestris, 1059 nucleotides. Its product is annotated as DNA replication licensing factor MCM6-like. The record is from RefSeq and is a predicted model, not a curated record. The transcript has 5 exons. Gene Ontology annotation, molecular function: single-stranded DNA binding; single-stranded 3'-5' DNA helicase activity; ATP binding. NCBI's taxonomy places the organism in Eukaryota, Viridiplantae, Streptophyta, Magnoliopsida, Asparagales, Orchidaceae. Gene Ontology annotation, cellular component: MCM complex; nucleus. Gene Ontology annotation, biological process: double-strand break repair via break-induced replication; mitotic DNA replication. The coding region runs from base 1 to 1059 and encodes 352 amino acids.